This is a messenger RNA of Xenopus tropicalis (tropical clawed frog), 1238 nucleotides long. RefSeq names its product dynein light chain roadblock-type 2 (gene dynlrb2). The transcript has 4 exons. Gene Ontology annotation, biological process: microtubule-based movement. Gene Ontology annotation, molecular function: dynein intermediate chain binding. Bases 16 to 378 code for a protein of 120 amino acids. The record is from RefSeq and is a predicted model, not a curated record. Gene Ontology annotation, cellular component: cytoskeleton; cytoplasm; cytoplasmic dynein complex. NCBI's taxonomy places the organism in Eukaryota, Metazoa, Chordata, Amphibia, Anura, Pipidae.
GGGUGCGGAAACAAAAUGAUUUGCAACUACGCCACACUGGGUGUUACUACUCCGCUUGAGCUGCUGGUCUCUUGCGGCCCCACCCAAAAGGCAGAAGUUGAAGAAACACUAAAGAGAAUCCAGUCCCACAAAGGAGUCAUUGGAACUAUAGUUGUAAAUGCAGAAGGAAUUCCAAUAAGAACAACGCUUGAUAACUCGACUACGGUGCAGUAUGCUGGUCUCCUGCACCAGCUGUCAAUGAAAGCCAAAAGCACAGUGCGAGAUAUUGACCCACAAAAUGAUUUAACCUUUCUCAGGAUUCGAUCAAAGAAGCAUGAGAUAAUGGUUGCUCCAGACAAAGAAUAUCUUUUGAUUGUCAUCCAGAACCCAUCAGAAUAGGACACUCAGAACACACACAAUUUACAGACUGAUCGUCACUUCACCCUUUGGAACAGUUCACUACUUACAUGAAAUUGAAUUGCUUACAUUGUGUUACUGCAGAUUUUUUCUUUAAAAACACAGCAAGUUCCGUUGAUUUGACUUAUUACUACAGGUUUACCAUGACCUGUAUGAAUGAGAACCUUCACAGACGUGUAAAAAAUCUGCUUAAAAUUUAAAGGAUAAAACAAGAGAUUUGCUUUUGCUUCAUCCAAACCCUGUUCUAACCCCAAAACAGCUCCAGACCCAAAGCAAAGCCCACAGUUAUAAUUCUUUCUUGCCAAAUUUAAAGGGGUUGUUUACUUUUAAAUUAGUUUAAAAAUGUUUAAAUUACUUUUAGUAUGAUGUAUAGAGCGGUAUUCUAAGAUAAUUUGCAUUUGGUCUUCAUUUUGUAUUAUGUUUGGUUUUUAAAUUAUGAGGCUUUUUGUUCAGCUGCUUUACAGUUUAAAGAUUUAGCAGCUAUCUGGUUGCUAGAGCCUAAAUUACCCUAGCAACCAAGCAGUGGUGAAAAUUAGACAUAUGAAUAGGAGAGGACUAAUUAAAAAGUUAUGUAAUAAAAUGAAAUGCCUCACAGAGCAGUAGUGUUUUGGCUUCCUUGGUCAAUUACCCCCAUUUAAAAGCCAGAAAGAGUUGGAAGAAGAAGGCAAAUAAUUAAAAUAACUCAAUUGAAAAGUUGCUGAUAAUUGCUCUUUCUAUAACAUACCAAAAGUUAAUAUAAAGGUAAACUAACAAGUUUAGUUCAGGCUUGUGAGCUGCAGCUGUUAGUAACAAUGUUGCUGCUCACUUCUGUGUUGUGUUGAAUAAUAAAAAAUCUAAGUACA